AAGAAUGGAGAGGAGAAGACAGAAGGGAAGGAAUAGGAUUAAUGAAGAUGGAGGUGACUUGAUGGUAGGCUUCAUAUAGAUGUCACUGGGAGCUUGAGAGGUGUGAAAAAAAAAAAAAAUUGCAGAGAAAAGCCACACGCCAGAUCGAGGUUUAACAUAUAUUAGUCAACCAACCAACAUCUCCUAGCCUUUAUCCUCUCUAGGGACACAUCGACAUUGACCACCUUGAGGCCCUCUUGACGAGGACAGGACCUCCAUGAGGGACUCAUUUAGAUCUCCAACCAUGGCAAUAGCAAGCAGGAGAAGGAUGGAGUCAUAGACUUGCGAUGCAACCUACCUUCCCCAUCCCUUUGCCUUCUUCUUGGGUGGCACAUUUGCAGAGGGACCCCAAGGUGAAGCAAGUGCUUCACCCUCAACUAUACCUUAUCGCCAUGCUCUACCAUCAAAUGCCUUCCCCUCCUGGUUGUCCUCCUUCUCUUGAUGAUCGAAGAAGCCUUGUUGCUGAAUUGGAGGAAGGAUUGAAUUCAUCAUGGCUGGGGCGGACGACAACGCCACUAUGAUCGGUGACUGGACGUCUCUUCCGAGUCCCAUCCCAAGGACGUUUUUGUCCACCUUUUUGAACGAGGAAUUCGGUUCGAGAUCAUUGUCUGAUCUCUUGGCAGAGAAUGGAAAUGAGGGGCCGCCGCCUGGAUCUGAGAAACAGAAAACAUCUACGGAUCCAAAAGAAGAAAAGGUUCAGGCGGGAGUCCAGUACUUGAGCGAUCGCUCUAUAGAACCGAGCUUGUUUGGUGCUCACAAAUCGAGCUUGCAAGGGGGUCUUGCUGAGAGGAUGGCGGCAAGGGCUGGAUUUAAUGUUCCGAAGCUCAAUAUGGCUCGCAUUACAUCAGCCAACGUGGGAUCAUCAUCCUCAGAUGUUCGUUCUCCUUAUCUGACGAUUCCACCUGGUCUCAGUCCGACAACGUUGCUGGAGUCUCCAGUUUUUCUUUCUAAUUCUAUGGCUCAACCAUCUCCAACUACAGGAAAGUUUCCAAUUGCGCAGCAUGAAAAUUCAAACACAGUCACAACCUCAGUUUCAGCAUUUCCUAAUAAGAGUGAAGAUUACUCACUCAAAGAUGUUCGUGAAACUUUUUCCUUCAAGCCUCAUAUGGAUUCAAGUUCCUCAUAUUUUUCAACUGCAGAAAAGAAGGGUGCUUCAACUGUUGAUCAGCAGCAGUCAUUACCAAGUAUAGAGGUCUCUGUUCAAUCAGGGAAACAUAUGCAACCACCAAGUCUAGAAACUGGCAUUGUAAGCUUGCAAAAUCAGCAGCAAUUCAACCAUCAGGCUGGCUUUUCUGACUCAUCUGAUAGAAAAGAUGCCACUGAUGAUGUGACGUUCGACCAGAGGACGUCUGAUUCCUUUAUGGGAAAUGAACAUUCACCACCUCCUAAUGACCAACAAGAUGGUGAAGCUGCUCCGAAAGAACUUUCUUCCAUGGCUCCGGGUGCACCUGCUGAGGAUGGAUACAAUUGGAGGAAAUAUGGGCAGAAACAGGUAAAAGGUAGUGAAUACCCACGAAGUUACUAUAAAUGCACUCACCUGAAUUGCCAGAUGAAGAAGAAGGUGGAGCGCUCACAUGAUGGCCACAUCACGGAGAUAAUCUACAAGGGUGCUCACAAUCACCCCAAGCCGCCUCCAAAUCGCCGGUCUGGUAUUCCAUCUUCCCACCCAUUCAAUGAUCCACAGAUUGAUGCUUCAGAGCAGCCUGGCUCACAGGCCAGCUUUGAUGGCAAGCCCUUAUGGGCAACAAGCACACAAAAUGGAACUGGAGGCCAAGAAUGGCGAGGUGAUGGCCAGGAAGCAUCAUCAUCUGCCACUGUUGCUGCUGAACACUGUGACCCUUCUACAUCCAUACAGACACAGGAUGGCCCUCGCCUUGAAUCCCAAGAUGCUAUAGAUGUUUCAUCCACUCUAUCCAAUGAUGAAGAGGAGGAGGAUCGGGCAACUCAUGGCAGUGUCUCACUGGGUGGUGAUGGUGAGGGGGAUGAGACAGAGUCAAAAAGAAGAAAGCUCGAUGCUUGUGCACUUGAAAUGGGUGCUGCUUCUAGAGCAGUUCGUGAACCAAGGGUUGUGGUUCAGACAACAAGUGAGGUUGACAUCCUUGAUGAUGGAUAUCGUUGGCGCAAGUAUGGACAAAAGGUGGUCAAGGGAAAUCCAAAUCCAAGGAGCUAUUACAAGUGCACAAAUCCAGGAUGCACAGUUCGAAAGCAUGUGGAGAGGGCAUCGCAUGAUCUCAAAUCAGUGAUUACAACCUAUGAGGGAAAGCACAACCACGAUGUCCCUGCUGCAAGAAACAGCAGUCACCCAAACUCUGCACCCUCUGGAACAGCAGGCAACUCUGCAUCCCAGUCUCACAGCCUUCACCGAGGACUGGAGCCAACCCAAGAUGGACUGGUCAGGUUUGAUGCCCCUACUUCACUUGGCACAUUUUGCCUGCCUGGAAGGGAACAGUUGGGACCAGCUGCUGCUUUCUCUUUCGGGAUGGGUCAGCAAGGCCUGGCAAACCUUGCGAUGGCUGGAUUAGGCCCUGUGGCAUCAAUGAAGAUGCCGGUUCUUCAUCCAGUCCAUCCUUUUCUGGGGCAUCAUCAGGCUGCUGGAGCAGGGUUCCACAUACUGAAAGGAGAACCCAAGGAGGAACCUGUUACGGAGUCCAGGCUGCCAAUACCAAAUGGAGGGCCAGUUUAUCAUCAGAUGAUGGGCAGGCUACCUCUAGGCCCUUAGCUGUAAAUGAUAGGUUGAGAAAAGAUAGUAUGUUCCGGUACACCUGAAAAAGAGUGGAGAAAGUUCUUGUGCUCUUUUUUCUUUUAGUUAUAUAUAAUGCAAAAAAUUCUUGCUUUCUUUUUGUUAAGUUGCACAGUUUAUAGCAGAAUAUUUGGGAAUGGGCAGUGGUUCCAAUGUUGAUUGAAUUGUAUUAUGCAAGAGGAAAUAGAGCUUAAGUCGGGAAAUGAGUUCUGUGGAAAAGGUUGGAUGCAGGAAUCACUUGAUUACAUGUAAUGGAAGUAUCGAUAUUCUUCCAUGGAAUCUGUAGUUCUUAUUCAGUAAUCCAAGAUUACUCUUAUAAUAGAGCUUUACAGAGGAAGCCAGAAUGGUACAACUAGUAAGUUGGCGUGCAACAACUCUGGUUGAUUUGGAGCCCUGAUGGGGUCUGGAGGAUAGCAGAUUUGAGAACCCUGUGGGAUGAGCUUGGCAUGAAAGUGGUCUCUGCAGGACAGGUGGAUUCUGAGGUGAAGACCAAGCACAUGUGGAUGGCAAUUUACUUUGUCCUAAUGGACCUAGCACAUUGCUUUGUGCUUAGUCUAUUAGACCAAAAGCCCAAGUGGUUGGCUAUAAAGCUUUAGGGAUUUCUCAAAAAGUGUUUUGGAAUUAGGGAAUUAAGUGAUAUUUAAAGUGUCAGGUGAAGUACAGUGGGUUGGGUGGAGGAAUUUCAGCAGUUCUUUAAGCCUUUUAUAUGAUGUUCAAGUAGAGGCUGGUACAUGUUUUACCACUUCAAUUUAGCUGGCAUUUACAGAAUUGAGUUGAAGAUGUUUUGUUAAAUCUCAUUGAGUCAAAAUAGAGUGCUCAAUGUUGAACUUAAAUUAUAAGUCGAUCUAUUUAGAAAGGCAUUUU
Molecule: messenger RNA, 3643 nt
Organism: Elaeis guineensis (African oil palm)
Lineage: Eukaryota; Viridiplantae; Streptophyta; Magnoliopsida; Arecales; Arecaceae
Product: probable WRKY transcription factor 2
Biological process (GO): regulation of DNA-templated transcription
Molecular function (GO): sequence-specific DNA binding; DNA-binding transcription factor activity
Source: RefSeq, a predicted model, not a curated record